ACAAUAGUAUCAUCUAAGGAAAAGUAGGAAAUCGUGGAAUUGAAAGUAAAGUCAGGAAAUAAAAGUGCAACUUUGAUUAUCGAGUGAAAAACGAUUGGUGAAAACUUCCAGCUAAUAUUGAUUUGUGCCAGCAGUGUUCUUGAAUACUUAGAGGAGAAAAUUUCUCUGCGUUUGGAUUAAGGAAGGAGCGAAAAACAGAAGGAAAAUUAACAUGGCUGGCGGUGGCGACCCAAAAUGGCAAAAGGAUGCAGCAGAUCAGAACUUUGACUACAUGUUCAAGUUGCUCAUUAUCGGUAACUCAAGUGUUGGCAAAACUAGCUUCCUUUUUCGUUAUGCAGAUGACUCCUUCACAUCAGCUUUUGUUUCGACUGUUGGUAUUGAUUUUAAAGUGAAAACUGUUUUUCGUCACGAUAAGCGUGUUAAACUUCAAAUAUGGGAUACAGCUGGUCAGGAACGUUAUCGAACGAUUACAACUGCAUAUUAUAGAGGUGCAAUGGGCUUCAUCCUAAUGUACGACAUCACAAAUGAAGAAAGCUUCAAUUCUGUUCAAGAUUGGGUCACUCAGAUAAAGACUUAUUCGUGGGACAAUGCACAAGUGAUAUUGGUCGGAAAUAAGUGUGAUAUGGAAGACGAACGUGUAAUAUCAUUCGAACGAGGUAAGCAACUCGCUGACCAACUUGGCGUGGAAUUUUUUGAGACUUCUGCAAAAGAAAAUAUCAAUGUUAAGAAUGUUUUCGAACGCCUAGUAGACAUAAUUUGCGACAAAAUGUCAGAAAGCUUGGACUCUGAUCCAACAUUAGUGGGUGGUGGUGGUCCUAAAGGACAACGCUUGACAGACCAACCUCAAGGGACACCGAAUGCGAACUGCAAUUGCUAAACUCCAAAUUCUUACUUUACAUUUAAAGACUUUUUUAAUUUUUUUAUUCAUUCGGCUGCAUAUUUAAUGAAAUGAUGUUACUUUUUAAUGCAUUUUCUUCUGAAAAUAAUUCAAUAUUAACUUCAAUACAUUGAUUGAUAAUUGAUGAUGAUGAUGAUGAUGGAAAAAGAUUAUUCAAUCGAUCUCACAUAUACACAAACAACAUUAAACGAAUUCGAACGUAAAGAAAGCUUUUAUUUGAUUUUUGUUUCUCCGAAAAGUAAACAAGGAAAAAUAAUUAAUAAAUAAAUAAUAAUGUGUGGUGGAAAGUGGAAGUUAAUUUCAGUGUAAAGGAAGUGGAACUGACGUGACUUUGAAAAAGUUUCUUGAUUCGAGUAAUGAAUCAAGUUUAACGUGGAAUCCUGUGGAUUUACUCACUAAAAUAAUAUUUCUUUCAAUAUUUACUUGUUCAGUGUCACUUUCUUCUCACUGAGUGGUUUUCUGCGUUCUUUGACUCAUACUUAUCCAUAAAGCGAAAAUUGCUAUGUAUUUGACUUUACCGAGUUCACUAAUUUUAAUUAAAUUAGAUUGGUUAACCGGAUUGAGAAAGCAUAUCCGAGUAGAAUUGAAACGUAGAUGGCUUAAAGUUAAAUUCACCCGAAAUUCAUAAGAAUCCUGAAAAUUAUUUAUAUUUUCUACCCCAUAUUAGUUUCACGUUCACGUAUGAAAUAAAUAAAAUAAAUAUUUAUCAAUUGGUUCAUUGAUGUAAAAAAUUUGUAAAUAAAGAUUUAAAAAUAUGCAUACCAAAGGAUUCACAAAUGAGACAUUUUAGAGUAAAAGUAUAUUUAAAAGAAAUUCUAGUUCGAUUAACCUAACAAAAUUUAGUAAAAAAAAAGCGAUAUGAAAAUAUGGAAUCUUUAUGGUAUUGUUAUGUAAUGAAAACUUAUUGUUUUUGAAAUUGAAGACGACUUAUCAAAUUAAAUCAGACUCAAUAACAGAACAAGAAGAACAAAAGACAAAAAAAUGAAGCUUUUAUUUAUUUCGAAUGAAUUAUUCAAAAUAUCUCAUCAUGAAUGUUUAUGAAUGUUCAUUCAGUAUCGAUCUAAAAGUAUUUAAGGGAAAAAUAACAAAAUUACAGAAGACAAAAAGAAAUAUAUUUUAAAAAUGCAAGGCCAAAUCACGUGGAGUUACAGUUGCCCAUAAAACAAAACUAAUGUUCCAAAUUUAUUUAAAAUCAAGUCACUAGUUAUUUAACAGCAACUUAUUUCGAGAUGGUAUUCAUUUAAAGCAUUUGUCAAAACAUGUGAAAACUUUAUUGUACGUUAAAAAAUUCCACAUAACACAUUGCAGUAUUUCUCUUAAUGCGUUACGACGCUUGUGUUCUUAAAAGUAAAAAAAACUGCAGGAAUUUCACUUUUUGAAACAAUUUCAAAACUGCUGUGUAAGAACAAAACAAAAUGAACGUUUACUGAUUCAGCAGAUGUUUUCAAAAAAAUUUCACUGAAACGAGUCUUAUUGAGAGUUCAAUUAAACAAACAAUCAAAAAGUUAUUACACUGUACGAUAAUUGAGUAUCUGAUUCAUCGGAAAAGAAAUAUAGAUGUUUAUGAAACAUAUUUUAUUCAUGUUAUUUGAAAAACCAUUUAAAGGAGUUCUACUUUGACUUUAAUUUUAUAUUUUAAUCUGUACGCACAUUCCUUACCCGAUCGUUGAAUUACUUCCAUUCUACUCUAUCUUCAUUACGUUGGGUUCCAACUUAAUGUUUUCUUUGAACUUCUCAACUUGAAUCAUCCUUCUUUUUCCAUUAAUAAGAUGACGUAAAACAUGAAUGUUUAACACGUGCCUAUCUCUUUCUGAUAUCAGAGAACGUGUUUUUAACAUCAACGUAAACAAAAGCAACACAUUUAAGAUAUGGAAUCUUAUAUUUUGUCUUUAUAUUCUCUUGAUUUUCUAUCCUUCUUCCCAGAAUAUAAUGUUGGUUAAGAAUUAACUAGAAAAAAGCUCAUUUGACAUAAAUAUUCUAUUAUCUAUUGCAAGAUUUUAUUUUUUGUAGUCAUGAAGAGAUUUUCUUAAAAAAUAUAAAUUAAAGUAUAUAGAAAUUGUGUGAGCACUGUUUCUGUCUAUUAUUGUAGUUUCAAACCAAAGAAAAGUAUUAAUAUUUUAUCUAAAUCUUUUUCACUUCCUUUUUUGAACCUCUUUCAUUUGUUUCAACUGCAUUUUCCAUGCAAUUCAAAAAGUAUUUUCAAAUCUUUAAAAAUUCAGAAUUUAUUUGAAAUUUAUAUGAUGUUUUAAAUUGGAAUGAAAUUUUUAUCUUCGUUUUUUAUAAAUAACUGUUUUACAAAUGGAUUGGAGUCGAAAUGAAUUAUUAAUUGUAACUAGAAUUGAAAUAACUAAAAAUAAAACAAAGUAUUUGAAAUGUAUGCGUAUAAUCUAUGAAACAAAAUAUGGUGGCAAAAAAGGUUGAUUAUGUAUCGAUAUAAAAAUGAAGGAAAAGGAAAUAAACAAUAAAGACACUAAAUAUUAUGACCUAAA
Molecule: messenger RNA, 3387 nt
Organism: Clunio marinus
Lineage: Eukaryota; Metazoa; Arthropoda; Insecta; Diptera; Chironomidae
Source: the annotation of a GenBank genome assembly